Molecule: messenger RNA, 933 nt
Organism: Manihot esculenta (cassava)
Lineage: Eukaryota; Viridiplantae; Streptophyta; Magnoliopsida; Malpighiales; Euphorbiaceae
Product: dynein light chain 2, cytoplasmic
Biological process (GO): microtubule-based process
Cellular component (GO): dynein complex
Molecular function (GO): dynein intermediate chain binding; dynein light intermediate chain binding
Source: RefSeq, a predicted model, not a curated record
AUUAGAAUAGAUUUCUUUUUAUUUAGCUUUUUUCAAAGACAAUUAUAUCACUCAAACUAAUAUCUUUUUUCAUACAUAUAUUCUUUUGAUAAACCAGGAAAAUCGAACCACGUGUCAAAAAAGUUGGCACGAAUUGGUUAGUAUCGAACUCCUCUAGUACCUCCCAAGCCCCGAGCAGCCCCAUGCCGCACAUGCUAAUAAUAGUGGCAAAAUUUUAAACAUUUGCUAUCAGAAGAAGGUCCACUAGGCCUCCGAUGCAUCAGUAUCAGUAUCAAAUACUUCAAUACCAUAAUUCCACGCCAUUUUAACUAAUGACCACAAACGGAGAUAACUCUAGAAGUGGUGGUGGCUGACCCACUGCCCCUGGCACCACCUCCUCAAAUCCCUAACUCGUUAUAAAUUCCAAGUACCCACCUGCUCCACUUCAUAUCCACAGUACGUAGUUAGCCCAGUAUCAAAAGCUAUAUCCCAAUUUGCUUCAUUUCGUGCAUUUGCUUGGCUGUCAACUCCAGUAGCCGGUUCUGUCUCAAAAUUUUCUUUCAGAAAAUUUAAAGUUUAUUAGCCAUGCUAGAAGGCAAGGCAGUCGUAGGUGAGACUGAUAUGCUUCAGACAAUGCAACAGGAUGCUCUUGACCUUGCGGCCAGAGCCCUCGAUUUCUUUGACGUCACAGAGGCUACUGAGAUUGCUCGUUUCAUUAAGAAGGAAUUUGAUUCGACGUAUGGACCCGGAUGGCAGUGCAUUAUAGGAACAGAUUUUGGGUCAUUUGUGACCCAUUACUGUGGAUGUUUUAUUUAUUAGAUUGGCAGCCUCUACAUUUUGCUUUUCAGGGGUUCUGCGUGUCCUGAGAAGCCUUGGUUACAGUGACUGCCGAAUGGAGCCUUUGUACUGCUUAAUUAAUUUCAAUCGGUCUUCCAGGCUAUUGGCUUAGAUUUA